AUGUCACGAAUUUUAUUGGGCUUUGGGACAGAUCCAUCGACAACUUCAACAUCUUUGUGCAAGUUAAGAAUAUAUAUCGUCUUUGCUUUAGGUACAAUAUCAGUAUGGUGUAUUGCAUUCGCAGCAGUUGAUCGAUAUUUCUGCAGCUGUCAAAGUGUAUAUCUAAGAAAUUUAAGCAGUUUAAAAGUGAGUUAUCGCGUUGUUGCAGCAACAACAGCGACAUCAUUACUCAUAUAUGCCGAAAUGUUUUAUUGUUAUGAAGCAAAUCAAAUUACGGGACCUUUUCUCUGUAACGGAAAAGAUAGUCCUUGUCGAUAUUUCAAUAGUCUUAUCUAUACGCUCUUCUUUAUUGUAUUACCAUUAAUGGUUAUGGUGGUGUUUGGGAUCUUAACACUAAGUAAUGUGAGAAAAUUAAAUCGUUUAGUUGCCCCGGCCAGUAGUACUACUAGGGGUAGCACAACCCUAGCACGAACAGUACGAUCGAAAAAGAGUGAUAAACAACUAACGAAAAUGUUACUUGUUCAGGUUCUGAUAUCAACAAUAUUAACCGUUCCAUAUAGUAUUCAAUAUUUAUAUUUAACAUUUUCAGUGGGUAUUUAUAAAAGUCCAUUACAAGUAGCAGCAGAAAAUUUGUGUUUUGCUUUAAUACUUAAUUUAUUUUACUGGGGUUUUGGUAUGUCGUUUUAUAUUUAUACAUUAACCGGGCAUAUAUUUAGAAAAGAAUUGAAACGUUUAAUGAAAACAGUUUAUGAAAACGUAUUACACCUAACUCACCGAAACUAA
This is a messenger RNA of Didymodactylos carnosus, 783 nucleotides long. Lineage: Eukaryota; Metazoa; Rotifera; Eurotatoria; Philodinida; Philodinidae. The record is from the annotation of a GenBank genome assembly.